Messenger RNA from Manis javanica (Malayan pangolin), 465 nucleotides. The record is from RefSeq and is a predicted model, not a curated record. NCBI's taxonomy places the organism in Eukaryota, Metazoa, Chordata, Mammalia, Pholidota, Manidae.
UGUGGAGGACGGAUCAUAGGGCAGUUGGGAGGCUUGCCACAGCUCAGCACCCUCAUCACGUGUGUGGAGUCUGGCAUUCUCCGAGUCUGGCGUGAUGAUGACAAGGAGGCAUUCUCUGACCCACUCCUGGACCUUAGAGUGGGCCCUGGGGUGUGUAGGAUGCGCCAAGAUCCAACGCACCUCCACGUGGUUGCCACGGGUGGGAAGGAGAAUGCUUUGAAGGUGUGGGACCUGCAGGGGUCUGAGGAGCCUGUGUUCAAGGCCAAGAAUGUUCGGAAUGACUGGCUUGACCUGCGGGUUCCCAUCUGGGACCAAGACAUACAGUUCCUCCCCGAGUCUCAGAAGCUUGUCACCUGCACAGGGUACCACCAGGUGAGGCACCACCCCAUUCCUACUUCCUCCUGGGCUUGAGCAGUCUCCUAGAGAAACAGCCUCACUGUGCAGGCCUGCCCCCAUUUCUGGGCA